Molecule: messenger RNA, 2367 nt
Organism: Silurus meridionalis
Lineage: Eukaryota; Metazoa; Chordata; Actinopteri; Siluriformes; Siluridae
Gene: carnmt1
Product: carnosine N-methyltransferase 1
Exons: 8
Coding region: 37-1248 (403 amino acids)
Molecular function (GO): S-adenosylmethionine-dependent methyltransferase activity
Source: RefSeq, a predicted model, not a curated record
CGAUUACAUAAACCUGCUCGAUUGCUCUGUGCGCAAAUGGCCGACAGCGACAUGGGCACUGAAUCUGCCGAGCCGAACCAAGAGGAACCCUGUUUUUACCGAGGGAGACCCAAACAUUCCCCGGAGGAAGAAGCGAGACUGGAGAGACAACAUUUCUGGAAAAUCAUCAACGCGUUUAGAUAUUACAGGACCCAUUUCGAGGAGCGGCUGAAGCGGUGCGAGAGGCACUUCCUCAGUCUUCCUCGCCGUCAUCAGCAGCUCCUCUCCGGCUUCCUAGAUAAGCUUGCCGAGAUCCGACGCUGCAUGGAGUGCAACCACGAGGUCCUGCAGGCCAUCGUCCACAGCUGCACGCACAUGUUUGAAAACAUGGAGUAUGACGAGGAUGAGAACAUGAGGAGAGCCGGGCCGUCUUCAACUUUCGACAUGGACAAGCUGAAGUCCACCAUUAAGCAGUUUGUGCGGGACUGGAGUGAGACGGGCAAAGGGGAGAGAGAUUCCUGCUACGCUCCUAUCAUUAGGGAGAUACAGAUACAGUUUCCUCCUGAAAAGCGUGACGUCUCUGAGGUGAAGGUGCUAGUUCCAGGAGCCGGUCUGGGCCGCCUGGCAUGGGAAAUCGCCAGCCUCGGUUACUCCUGCCAGGGCAACGAGUGGAGCUUCUUUAUGCUUUUCUGCUCCAACUUCGUCCUUAACAGGUGCGAAAAGGAGAACUGUCUGACGUUGUAUCCUUGGAUUCACCAGUUCAGCAACAACAAGCUCUCCGGAGACCAGAUGAGAGCCGUGACCUUCCCAGACGUCAACCCGCAAAGUCUCCCGCUCGAUUCCGACUUCUCCAUGACAGCCGGAGAUUUCCUGGAGGUGUAUACCGAUCCGAACACGUGGGAUUGUGUUGCCACCUGCUUCUUCAUCGAUACCGCCCACAACGUGCUUGACUACAUAGACACAAUCUGGAAUAUUCUCAAGCCUGGUGGAGUGUGGAUCAAUCUGGGGCCUCUACUGUACCACUUCGAGAACAUGGCGAAUGAACUCUCCAUCGAGCUGAGCUACGAAGAAAUAAAGGGCACCAUUUUGAAAUGUGGCUUUCAGCUCGAGGCGGAGAGAGAGUCCGUGCUCAGUACCUACACAGAGAACGAGCGCUCCAUGCUCAAGUACUUGUACGACUGUGUUUUUUUCGUGGUGCGGAAACCCGCAGCGCUGAUCUCCAACUCCCAAAACUGUAAAGGUGGCGAGCUAAAAGCUCCGAUGACAUGACCUCAGACCACGAACUUUAAAGUUUAGCCAAUUUUAUUACGUUUCUGCACACUUCUUUGUGUAUCAGUAGUUAAAAAGAAAAAAAAAAAAAGAACGCACACCUUUUCACGACUUUGCCUCAGGAUAGAGGGUUCUUGUGGCCAUUGAUCUCAACAACCUAUGUGACCUGUUGUUUUAAAUGUUUUGGAAUUGAACGUCUGGUGAUGGGAGAUGUCCUAAUUGACUGCCUGACUGCUGAACUCAUUUGAAGGGGAUCGAGCAGAACUGGUAAGGUCAGGUAAAGAAAACCUGGAGGACAGCUCUAAUGCCAAAAUUCGUACUUGGUACUUGGGUACAUUGCGCAAGGAUAAUGUUGAUCUAGGGUUACGGUAAGUCAGCAUGGGUUAAAUAUACCAGUCAACCAAUCAACAUUUGGCCAGCAGCAGACCUGAGAGUUAAGACUUUACCCAUCAACACAGGAAGUGAUUAUCCACACCUUCCCCUAUAUAUAUUUGGUGAGACGGUUUGGGGGAUAAGUUCUGUGCAGGACACUCGAGUUUUUCUUCAUUCAACUCCAUUGUUGACAAACCACGUCUUCACGGAGCUCACUUUGCUCACUGGGGUAUUUUCCAAUGCUCCAUUUCUGACCAGUGUAUGAAAGAUUAUUUAAUGGUUUCGAUCAAAUUCAAUCACACCUGUCGGGUCACAAAGUUUUCAGAGGAUUAUUGGUUCGUUCCGCGAGUGUGUUCUCAACGGAAAACCUAUUCAAGGCUCCAAACAAACAGACUAAAGAUUGUGAAUGCCGGCAAUGCUCAGAGACAAGAACGGUCAUCUCAACCCUUUGAAUAUCCACGUAUUAUACCUCAGUAUAUCCUCAGCGAUUUGUUCGCUUUCAGAUCCAGAAGUAUCUGAUUUUCUCAGUCGUGUUCAGCGCUGCAACAGGCAACUCGUUUGCAUUUUUUAUUAUUUAUUCUUCACUCCUCUGUUUGACCUGGUACUGUGUGAUGGCUGUCUUGAGAACAUUUUGGCUGGCUAAAUGCGAAACAGUUCACACAGCUCAAAGGAAAUAAGUUGUUUUAAACUUCAUGUACAAUCACGUGUGUGCGCCAUUCUUUUUUUUAUUGUAAUAAAGUUCUUUUU